CCGGUCGUGGUCACGGAGGAAGGGAAGGAUGCCGUACGAGCGUCUGCUGCCGCCGCCGCCACCGCCGCCGCCGCUGCCGUACGGCAACCGCCGAUGUACAUCGACCUUCUAGACGAUGACAGCGAGCAACAACCCACGGCGGCGACGCUGCUACCGUUGUCGUCAGGGUUGCUUCCGACCGGGUCUGUCGUCGUUAAGGCCGCCGCCACUGCCGCCAACGCCGCCUCCUUGCCCGCUACGGCCGCCGGCAGUCUACGUCGGCUAGCCUCCGCCAACCUCGCCGCCUCCGCCGCCGCCGCCGCCGCUGCUGCUGCUGCCGCUACUAUCUCGACACCUUCACCCACUCCUGCACUCCUUCCGCACCCCGCGACUAACAGUAACCGACUCAUAACGACCACGGCUUCUCCCGCCAACGGCCUAACGUCACCAUCACCGUCGUCGCCGCCUUCCGCAGCUGCGGUUGCAGCAGCGGCGCAACCGAAGCCAAAGCCCUCUCCAUCCUCAUCCUCGUACGGGCUAGAUCCAGAUCCUCCCAACCUCCUCCCGGGCGGAACCCUAGUCGUCUGUCCAACUUCCGUACUGCACCAAUGGGCCCGUGAAAUCCGUGACAAGGUCUCCCCUGCCGUAGGACUUGUCGUACAUGUAUACCACGGCAAAGAUCGCGUCAGUACGGCACGACAGUUGGCGGAGAUGGGUGUCGUACUCACAACGUACGGCACCCUGGCUCAGGAGGCUCCCAGCGCGGAGAAACAGGCGGUGCGUUUGUCGCGGCAGGGCACCAGCAACGCGCCCAUAAACCUUGCGGCGGACGAUGACAGCGGCGGAGAGGAGGGGCAGGUGCCGUACGGCGGCGGGAAGGAGAAGGGCGGGGCUGGUGGUAAGGCCGUGGCGGCGGGGUUGGCGGGGUCUGCACUUGCCUUCCCGCGAGGUGGUGGUGGAGGAGGAGGCAAGGGCGGCUCAGCCGCAGCCGGGGCAGCUGGGGGCGGUCCGCUGUACCAGAUCAAGUGGAAGCGUGUGGUCCUGGACGAGGCCCAGUCCAUUAAGAACCCGCGCACCCUGGCUGCGCGGGCCGCCUGGCGCCUGGCCGCACACUGCCGCUGGUGCCUCAGCGGCACACCCAUUCAGAACUCCGUGGAUGACCUGUACUCCUACUUCAGGUUCCUGCGCUACACGCCCUACUGUGAGGCGCGCUCUUUCAAGCAGCUUAUCAAGGGCAAGAUUGCGGAGCGACCCGAGAUUGGAUUCAAAUUCCUGCAGGCCGUACUGCAGGCCGUGCUGCUGCGUCGCACCAAGCAGACCACCCUGCAGGGCGAGCCCAUCAUCCGCCUGCCGCCCCGCCAGCAGCAGUUGCUGAGGGAGCAGUUCUCCGCCGGGGAGGCGGCAGUGUAUAAUCAGGUCCAGUCCGACUCGCUUCGCUCCCUGGCUGCCGUACGCGAGGGUGGCGGCAGCUCCGGCCGCCAAUUCGUCAACAUGCUCCACUCGCUGCUGCGGCUGCGGCAGGCGUGCAACCACCCUUGGCUGCUGCGGGGCGGCAGGAGCGUGUGGUUCCGGAGCGGUACCGCCAGUGCUGCUGAGGUGGAGGCAGCCCGGCGCCUGAGUCCUGAGACCCGUGCCGCCCUGCUGGCGUCCCUGGUGACCCGUGGGUCACCUGGUGGCGGCGCAGUGGGCCCUGCUGCUCCCCCUGCUGCUGCUGCUGCUGCUGCUGCUGCUGGCACCGGCGCCGGCAUCAACCCCAGCUUGGGAACACCGCUGGGGCAGCUGCCCCACGAGCAACACGAAGGACAACAACAACAGCUAGGUUCGCAACCCCAGCAACAACCCCAGCAGCAGCAGCAGCCGUUGCUGCUGCCCAGCCCCUGCCCCUGCUGUGGCGACAUAGCCGAGGACCCCGUCGCCUCCACCUGCGGCCACGUCUUCUGCGCGCAAUGUCUUGCAGCGCAGCGGGAGGGAACCGCAGUAGAGGGGGAGCUGCUGUGUCCCGCAUGCAGCCGACUGCUGAGGCCCGGGGACCUACAUAGCGCGGCGGCGCUAGCAGCAGCGGACCCCGCCGCGGCGGCAGCCGCGGGGAUCGGCGGCGGCGGCGGGGGCAGCGGCGGCGGUAAAGGCGGCGGUAACAGCGCGAGUGAUGAACCAUGGGUCAGUAGCGCCAAAGUGGACCGGCUCAUGGCGCUACUAGAGGGCAUACGCGCGAAGAAUGCGGCGGCGGCGAAGGCGGCGGCGGCUGGCGCCGCCGCCGCCGCUGCCGCCGCAAACCCCCUCGCCGUCAAGUCCAAGUCUGACAAACGCAUGGCUGGAGCGCUGAGAAAGCUGCCGCCUCUGACGUCAGCACCGGCGGCGGCUGCCGGCGGCGGCGGCGGUGGCUCCGCUGCCGUACACCAACCGCCGCCUGACAAAGUGAUUGUGUUCAGUCAGUGGACGGGUAUGUUGGAUUUGUUGGAGAUACCGCUCAAGCGGGCCAAGCUGGCUUUCCGCAGGCUGGACGGCACAAUGAGUGUGGCUCACAGGGAGCGGGCGAUUUCGGACUUCGAGCGGCGGCCGGAUGUGUUGGUGCUUCUGCUCUCCCUCAAGGCCGCCGCCCUGGGAGUCAACCUCACCGCCGCCAACCACGUGGUGCUUCUGGACCUGUGGUGGAACCCCACCACGGAGGAGCAGGCCAUCGACCGGGCGCACAGGAUAGGCCAGACCCGGCCCGUUCAGGUCACCCGCAUCACCAUCUCUGGCAGUGUGGAAGAGCGCAUCCUGGCGCUGCAGGCAGCCAAACGGCAGCUGGUGGCGGCGGCGCUGAGCGG
Messenger RNA from Astrephomene gubernaculifera, 2789 nucleotides. The record is from the annotation of a GenBank genome assembly. Lineage: Eukaryota; Viridiplantae; Chlorophyta; Chlorophyceae; Chlamydomonadales; Astrephomenaceae.